This is a messenger RNA of Haplochromis burtoni (Burton's mouthbrooder), 4312 nucleotides long. RefSeq names its product jagged canonical Notch ligand 2b (gene jag2b). Gene Ontology annotation, molecular function: calcium ion binding; Notch binding. NCBI's taxonomy places the organism in Eukaryota, Metazoa, Chordata, Actinopteri, Cichliformes, Cichlidae. The coding region runs from base 324 to 3965 and encodes 1213 amino acids. Gene Ontology annotation, cellular component: membrane. Gene Ontology annotation, biological process: cell communication; multicellular organism development; Notch signaling pathway. The transcript has 25 exons. The record is from RefSeq and is a predicted model, not a curated record.
CCAAUCACAGCAGACAUCCUCUCCUCAGGCUGUGGCAACGAAACAUCUCAGUUGCUGUGUGGAGAGAUUUGACGGAGGGACGCUGCUGUACAUGGACCAUCACUGCGCCUGCAAUCCGCCGCCUGUUCACACACACGCAUGUAAUGCCUCGCUGAAAUCGGGACGUACACGUUGGAGACGACACGCGUGUCAAUAUUCCAUCUUUGCAUGUAUGGAGAGGAGGAACUAGUCGCCGGGUCCGCGGCUGUUUGUCUUUUUUUUUUUUUUUUUUUUUUUUAAGAUCGUCCCCCCCUCCCCACAUAUCACUCUAAUUAGUCGGAGGCAUGUGGAAUCUCACCAGGAUUAGGAAUUGCUUCCCAAUAGUGUGCCUGCUGUUGACGUUAUGGACGGAGGUGUCCCAGUCAACCGGCUAUUUCGAGCUGCAGCUGAUCUCCGUGGAGAAUGUAAACGGCGAGUUGGCGGACGGGGAGUGCUGCGACGGUCCCCGGAGCUCCCAGGACCUGAGCUGCACUCAAGACGAGUGCGACACUUACUUCAAAGUGUGCCUGAAGGAAUAUCAGAUGGAGGUGGCCACCACUGGCUUCUGCACGUUCGGAGCUGAAUCUACGCAAGUUGUCGGUGGAAAUACGUUUUCUCUUAAGGGCGCCAACAAUAACCCGAAUAAAGUCGACGAUGCUGGCAGGAUUGUGAUCCCCUUCCAGUUUGCUUGGCCGCGGACAUACACGUUGAUUGUAGAGGCCUGGGACUGGGACAACAAGACACGAGAAACUGAGGAGGACCUGCUGAUUGAGCGCAGCGCCCGCACUGGCAUGAUCAACCCUGGUGACCCCUGGCAGACAAUCAUGCACGAUGGGCCCGUGGCUCGCAUCACUUAUCGUAUCCGGGUAAAGUGUGACGAAAACUACUACACCAGCACGUGCAACAUACAGUGUUCUCCUCGUGACGACUACUUUGGCCACUACCGCUGUGGACCUUUAGGCACCCGUGUGUGCCUGGAUGGUUGGAUGGGCCACGACUGCACAACAGCGAUCUGCAAGCAAGGUUGCAACCUGUUACAUGGCUCAUGCAGUGUCCCAGGCGAAUGCAAGUGCCGAUAUGGCUGGAAGGGCCAGUUUUGUGAUGAAUGUGAGCUUCAUCCUGGUUGUGUCCACGGGACUUGCAACGCCCCCUGGCAGUGCAACUGCCAACAGAACUGGGGUGGUCUGAUGUGCGAAAAAGAUCUGAAUUACUGCGGUCGCCAUCAGCCUUGUGUUAACGGAGGAACUUGUAUGAACACCCAGCCAGAUGAGUACCACUGUGCCUGUCCAGAGGGCUUCUCUGGAAAGAACUGUGAGAUAGCUGAGCACGCCUGUGUUUCCAGUCCUUGUGCAAAUGGUGGUACAUGCCGCGAGGUUCCAGCAGGGUUUGAAUGCCAGUGUCCUCCAGGCUGGGAUAAUCCAACCUGUGCCAAUUUGGAUGACUGUGCUUCCAGUCCAUGUUCUCAUGGUGGAACUUGCAUUAACCUGAAGGAUGGAUUCGAGUGCGUGUGCCUCCCUCAGUGGGAAGGAAAGACCUGCCAGAUAGAUGCGAAUGAGUGUGCAAGACAGCCCUGUGUGAACGCUUACUCUUGCAAAAAUUUGAUUGGCGGAUAUCACUGCAGCUGUUUUCGGGGAUGGUCCGGACAAAACUGUGGCAUCAAUACCAGUGCCUGCCACGGUCAGUGCAAGAAUGGAGCAACUUGCCGCGCUGUGUUGAACAGCUUUGUGUGCGAAUGCCCACCGCAGUUCACUGGACAGCUGUGUGAGAUCCCAAGCUCGUCAUCUUCUGAUGCCUGUGAUCCAAACCCUUGUGAGAAUGAGGCCAAGUGUCAUAGCAUGGAACAGGACUUCUACUGUGCGUGUCCUGAAGGCUACGAAGGAAAGAUGUGUGAAAGGCUCAAAGAGGAUUGCCAAACCACUCCAUGUCAAGCUAUUGACAGCUGCAGCAUUGCUGUUGCAACCAAUGACUCGGAUGGCAUACAGAACAUACCCUCCAAUGUCUGUGGCGCACGAGGACGCUGCAUCAGCCAGCCAGCCGGGAACUUCACCUGCGUCUGUGAUCCGGGUUUCAGUGGCAUCUACUGUCACGAGAAUAUUAACGACUGCAUAGGCAACCCAUGCAGAAAUGGGGGAACCUGCGUUGACAGAGUGAACUCAUUUCAGUGCGUUUGUCCUGAUGGAUGGGAGGGCCAGCUCUGUGACCACAAUGUCAACGAGUGCAGACACAAUCCUUGUAAGAAUGGUGGACAGUGCAUCGACCUGGUAAACGACUUCUACUGCAACUGCACCGAUAACUGGAAGGGCAAGACCUGCCAUUCCCGUGAGCGCCAGUGUGAUGAAACCACCUGCAGUAAUGGAGGAACCUGCAAUGACCACGGGGAUACCUUCCGCUGUGCAUGCCCACCUGGUUGGGGAGGAAAGAUGUGCAACACAGCUAAGAACAGCACAUGCGCCUCCAGUCCUUGCUCUAACGGAGGGACUUGUGUGGGAGGAGGCGAUACCUUCACCUGCAUCUGUAAAGAGGGCUGGGAAGGCCCCACCUGUGGACAAAAUACAAACGACUGCGACCCUCAUCCAUGUUACAAUGGUGGGAUCUGCGUGGACGGAGUCAACUGGUUCCGGUGCGAGUGCGCCCCCGGUUUCGCCGGACCUGACUGCAGAAUCAACAUAAACGAGUGCCAGUCUUCACCCUGUGCCUAUGGAGCCACCUGUGUGGAUGAGAUCAAUAGUUUCCGAUGCAUCUGUCCACGUGGAAGAAGAGGAGCCAGAUGCCAAGAGUUCAUAGGCGUUGGGAAAACUUGCCACUAUACUGGGCUGCAGUUUCCACAUGGCAGCCACUGGGAGGAGGAGUGCAACAGUUGCCAUUGCCUCGAUGGCAAGGUGGAUUGUACAAAGGUGCUGUGUGGUCGCCGUCCGUGCCGGCUCGAGUCAUCGGGCCGUGACAAGUCCUGUCCGGCUGGACAAGAAUGUCUGGAGCAUAGCUACUUCACCUGCUUCUCCCCCCCUUGUCAUCAGUGGGGGGUUUGUUCAAUGGUUGGACCUCCACCUCCACAUGUAACCACCAAGUGCCAGCCAAACAGCGGCCAUUUGGACAACAGCUGCGGCCGCAUAACACUCGUUUUCAACAGAGACAAAGUACCGCCGGGAACAACAGUGGAGAAUAUCUGUUUUGAGCUGAGGUAUCUUCCUGAUACUAGACACUUGGCAAGAGACCACGCUCUUCUCCUUCUCUGUGAUCUCUCUCAUUCAAAUCAGGAUGCUGUAGAGGUGGCUAUAUCUUUCCAUCCAGAGGAUUUACCUGACCACAGUCUGAUCCAGGAGACAGCCAGUGCCAUUGUGGGCACCUUGUCUAAGCGGCACAAUAGCACCAUAAUGCUGGCAGUCAUUGAGGUCAAAGUGGAAACCCAGGUCAUGCGUCCAUCAGUGGAUUACCUGGUGCCUCUACUAUGUGUCGCCUUUUGUUUGCUCUGCCUCUUCUGCAUCAUUGUAUGUGUUUGGUGGACACGCAAACGGAGAAAAGAGCGCGAGAGGACCUCCCGAUCAGCCGCCGACGACAGCGUCAACAACCAGUGGGAGCCACUGCGGAUCGUUGUGCGACGUCAGCAGGAGCAGCAGCAGCUGAAAGAAAGCAACAGGGAGGCUGAGCAGGAGCGCAAAAAGCUCAUGGGCCCCUCCUGUCGGACGUAUGAUGAGGAGGAGGAGGAGACGGAAGGCGAGCUUGAGCUCGAGGAGGAGUGCAGUGGAGCAGAGGCGGGAAAGCAGCUAGUUUAUAAGUACUCUAAAACUGCAGUGCGGCCCAGUGGAGGAGUGAUCUGCACCAUGCACAGCUCCAGUUCACCUCUCAAAGCCCCCCACCGGACCCCAGGCUACAGUCCCAAAGACAACCGCUGGAAAAAUGUCAGUGCGGUCCUGACUGGUCAGAAAGACCUCAGAGACUAUUGUGUAUGAGAUAUAUAUAAACAAAUGAGUUGCAGUGUGGAAGCAAGAGAAGCUGCAAGGCAGUGAAUAUUUUUAGUUUGGACUAUUUUUGGAAAGAAAGGAAAAAAUGCUUUUUGUUUAUAUAAGCCAUUGUUUGCUUCAUUUUCAUGUUUUCGUCACUGUCACCUGAAGUGAUUUUUGAUUCAGGAGGGCUAGAGCACAGUGAACAUCCUUUUUUCAUUCUGUUACCUUAUUUUCCUUUACAUGUACACAGGAGCUGAGAUGUAAUGAUAUUUCAGGAGGCAAAAGAAGCUUCUUGCAAUUUAUGUUUAUGGACUUGUUGGUAAAUGGUGAGUCACUGAUAUGGAUUGAGGGGG